This is a messenger RNA of Thermothielavioides terrestris NRRL 8126, 918 nucleotides long. RefSeq lists its product as uncharacterized. Gene Ontology annotation, cellular component: cytosol; mitochondrion. Lineage: Eukaryota; Fungi; Ascomycota; Sordariomycetes; Sordariales; Chaetomiaceae. The transcript has 2 exons. The coding region runs from base 84 to 770 and encodes 228 amino acids. The record is from RefSeq and is a predicted model, not a curated record. Gene Ontology annotation, molecular function: peptidyl-tRNA hydrolase activity.
CCUUACCUCCCGCCCAAACCGCCCAUCCACCCUCAAGGACAAAGGAGGAAAAGAAAACAAAAGAAAGACAAAAGACACACGCCAUGUCCGAGGUAUCCUCCGCGGUGGUGGUGACGACCAGCAUCAUCGCCCUGCUGACGGGCUUCGGGCUCGGCGUGUACGCGGUGCGCGGCUGGCUGGUGUCGCCGGCGCUGGCGGCCGAGCGCGCCGCCAACCUGCAGGACCCGGUCGAGAGCGAAGAGUCGGAUGUCGACGAGGACGAGUCGCUGCUGGACCACGCGCCCAACUGGGCCAACGGCGAGGACGCCGACCGCCGCCAGGGCUUGCGGGCGAGUGCGGGUCCCGGGGAAGGGGCGGUGGCCGCGGCGGCGGGGAGGCGGUUUAAUCCGAAUGAGGAGUGUAAAUUGGUGUUGGUGGUCAGGACGGAUUUGGGGAUGACGAAGGGCAAGAUCGCCGCGCAAUGCUCGCAUGCCACGCUCGCGUGCUACAAGUCGCUGCUGCGCGCCGCGCAGGCACGCCCGCAGUCGGCCGACGCCAAGAUCCUGCGCCAGUGGGAGCGGCUCGGGCAGGCCAAGAUCGCCGUGCAGGUUAAGAGCGAGGACGAGCUGCUGGAGCUGAUGGGCCGGGCCCGGAGCCUCGGGGUGACGGCCGAGGUGAUCACCGACGCCGGCAGGACGCAGAUCGCGUCCGGGAGCAGGACCGUGCUCGGCGUCGGGCCGGCGCCGAAGAGCAUAGUCGAUGCGGUGACGGGGCAUUUGAAGCUCUUGUGAGAGAUUACAGGGAAUAUGGAAAGUCCUAGACUGGGGAAAAAAAGCAAAAGAGUAUGGAGUUUGAUAGAAUGGAUGGGCAGGCGCAUAACGGUCCGGGUUCUGGGUCACGGCGACUCAUUGUUGGCAACAGGUCGGCGUUGUUAUUAUG